AACGUUAACCAAACAUAUCAGUUGAAGGGUGACACUCAAGGUGAACAGACGUAUAUGUAUACUCGCAAUUACAAAUUUACCUGUGGAGUUAUCAUUGCUGACGAAGUAUCUACAUCGACUUGUGUAUACAUUUCUACUCUAACCAGUCAAGCAGAAUUUUACCUGUGAAGUUUUUAUUCUACCGAAUAUCAACAUCGAGUUGUGUAUACAUUUUUUCCUACACCAACAAAGUAGACUUUUACCUAAAUGCUGUUUUAAACAACAAAACCACGAUGGAUAUAAGAAAUGAGAUGUACAAUCAACACACAGUAACAGAGUUAGAUAAGUGGAUGAUAGAAAACAACUUAUCAAGCAGCACUGAUACGGAGCUCAGUCUACGUCGCAUCGCCCUACUUACUGAUCAGUCAACCGUACAACAACCAGCAAAGACAAACAAAUGUGUUGAAUGUAACAAGGUAUUUAAACAAAAAUCUCACCUACUUAGACACGAAAGAACAUUUCACGGCGAUUCGAUAAAAUAUACUUGUGCUCAGUGUAGUGUUGUCUUUAACCGUAAGGAUAACUUCAAACGUCAUCUAAAAAUGCAUAAGGAAAAUACACCGCCAAACAGAAAAAGAAAAGCAGACGAAACGUGCAACAAUAUACAGUCAAAAUUUCCGAAGAGUCGAGAUAUAGGCGAAAACAGAGACCAAGAAAAGGCUGAUAGUAAAACUGCUGAAAAUGAGGGGAAAUGUAUUUGGUGUUCUCGAGUGAGAAGCCUUCUACCAGGAAAGAAGUUUUGCAAGACUUGUGGAGAUCAGGGGAGAGAAUGUAACUGGUGUCAUCGGCCACUCCCAGAAAGGUUUUAUGGGAAAAGAACAGAUGUAUGUGAUGGAUGUUUGACGCGUCGCGAUACCUGGAAUACCCGUCAACAACGUGGAGGAGGAAUCGAAGCUCUUGAAGGAACAGCGCGGUUGGAGACAUUAGACCCAAACCCGGGAAAUCUGUGGGACAUUUUACAGUUUUUUAAUGACAAUCAAACACAGAUUAAAGACAUUUUAGAAGAAAGACUCAAGGAUAUCAAAGGUAUGAAAUGGUUUCUCACAUUAUUUGUGAAAUUUGUGAAAUAUGACCAAAACAAUGAACCAAUAUAUGCUGAACCCACAUUUAGAUCCAUUAAUUUGACAUGCACGAACGUAUCAAAGCUAACAGAACAGCUUGCCGAAGCUUUUCAAAACUUACAUAAUGCAUAUCAAAAUUUUGAGCGCGAUGGAAGUGGGUGGACGAUAGAUAAAAUAUUGAAACUCGAAGUAAACACAGUAGAAUACACACCGUUAGAGGGUAGUAGCUACAUUCCAUUACCACAAAAUAUUCAAAAGAAAAAGGCUGUUCUUAAUAUAAAAACAUAGACCAAAAGUGUUUCCUCUGGUCAGUCCUUGCUGACAUACACUCUGUCGCAAGAGACGCUAACCCAGGACAAGUUUCGAACUAUAUACAGUAUGCACACGAGCUUGACAUGAAUGGCAUUGAAUUCCCGGUUCCAUUGUCGCAAGUACCAAAGUUCGAACAACAAAACAACAUAUCGGUAAAUAUUUUGGGGUUAGAGGGUGAUGAAGUGUAUCCAUUACACGUUACCGACUUACGUCAGACUUCUAGACAUGUAAACCUUCUCUUAUUUUCAAAAGGUGAAAGCAGACACUAUUGCCUCGUAAGAAGUUUGAGCCGUUUGUUAGGCGAUCGCACCGCGCACAAUGGCCAAACACAUUAUUGUAACUUUUGCCUCCAUGGUUACACAACACAACAAUUGUUAGAUGACCAUGUUCCGUAUUGCUCCCCUCACGGUCCUCAAAAAUUAAGCUUCCCCAAACAAGAAGAACAACAGUGGGUCAAAUUUAAUCAAAUUCAUAAACAACUCAAAGUCCCAUUUGUGAUUUAUGCUGACUUUGAAAGCUUUGUACGCCCCAUUAGCACAUGUGAACCGAACCCAGACAAAUCAUCAACAACUCGGUAUCAAAAACACGAGCCUUGUGGCUUUUCAUACAUGGUAAAAUGUUCAUCCGACAAACUAUCAAAAUCUGCACAGGUCUAUAGAGGUCCUGACGUAGUUGACAAUUUUUUCAAAAAAAUGAUUCAAGAAGAGGAAAGCAUUUGCCAAAUUUUAGAAAAUGUUAAUCCCAUGACUUUGACUCAAAACGAAAAAAUCUCUUUCCAAAAUGCAACACAAUGUCAUAUUUGUCAGAAAGAUCUUGGAAACGACAGAGUUUUCGACCAUGAUUAUUUAGAUGGACGUUACAGAGGUCCAAGUCACAGUAAUUGUAACUUUCAAUAUCAAUUUAGACAAGGGAAAAGGUCACAGAGUUCAAGGUUUUACAUUCCUGUCGUGUUUCAUAACUUACGAGGCUAUGAUAUGCAUUUGUUGAUGGAAUCAGCAGGAAAAUUCAAAUCAAAGACUUUGUCUUGUAUUCCAAACAAUAUGGAGAAGUACAUGUCAUUUUCUCUAGGGAACCUGAGAUUUAUCGAUUCCUUGCAAUUUCUAAAUGCUCCUCUAGACACACUGGUGUCCAAUUUGGUAGCAGAGGGAGUUGAUAAAUUCCCGAAUUUAUCGAGACACUUCCACAACGAGGAGCAUCUCCAACUUCUUCUUCGAAAAGGGGUAUACCCAUACGAUUACGCAACGUCACCCGAAAUUACCUGGACAAGAUCAGUUUUAUAAUAAACUUACAGAAACGGAUCUGUCCGACACAGAUUAUAGACACGCGCAAUCGGUCUGGCACACCUUCGAUAUGACUUGUUUUGGUUAGUAUCAUGACCUUUACUUAAAGACGGAUGUCUUGCUGUUGGCCGAUGUGUUCGAGAACUUUCGAUCAAUCAGUUUAGAAUAUUACCAUUUAGACCCCGCCCAUUAUUACUCGGCUCCCGGGUUUUCAUGGGACGCUAUGCUAAAAAUGACUGGGGUAGAACUUCAACUUCUUAUCGAUAUCGACAUGGUACUGAUGGUUGAAAGAGGUAUCCGCGGAGGCGUGUCCAUGAUUUCAAAAAAGUUUGCUCAGGCUAAUAAUCCCAAAGCACCUGAAUAUGACCCAUCGAAACCAAAUACCUGGCUCACGUACCUAGAUAUGAAUAAUUUGUACGGUACGAGUAUGUCUGAAUCCUUACCGGAAAAAGACUUUGCAUGGCUGACACCUGAACAAAUUUCAAAUUUAGUUGUUUCUGACAUUGACGACAACGCGGACACAGGUUACAUUUUAGAAGUUGACCUUGAGUAUCCGGAACAUUUACAUGACAAACAUAAUGACUACCCCUUGGCCCCCGAGAACAUCGGCAUUACGAAAGAUAUGCUUUCUCCCCAUUCUCAAGAUCUUCGAGAGAAAUUAAAUAUCAAAGGCAAACCAUUCAGAAAACUAGUUCCAAAUCUAUACCCCAAGCAACAAUACGUCCUCCAUUAUCGAAACUUGAAAUACUAUCUCUCCAGAGGCAUGCUACUUACAAAAAUCCAUCGAGUUAUUGAAUUUAAACAAUUCGCUUGGUUGAAACCUUA
Pecten maximus is the source of this 3517-nucleotide messenger RNA. RefSeq lists its product as uncharacterized. NCBI's taxonomy places the organism in Eukaryota, Metazoa, Mollusca, Bivalvia, Pectinida, Pectinidae. The record is from RefSeq and is a predicted model, not a curated record. Gene Ontology annotation, molecular function: RNA polymerase II cis-regulatory region sequence-specific DNA binding; DNA-binding transcription factor activity. Bases 273 to 1388 code for a protein of 371 amino acids. Gene Ontology annotation, biological process: regulation of transcription by RNA polymerase II. The transcript has a single exon.